AUGACUCCUUUAAUCAGUUCUGCGUUGAUAGGAACAUCAUUAAUCUUCUCAGAAAAGACUUAUAUUGGCUCCUCGAGAGUACUACUCUUGAUUUUGCGCGGAAUGAAAAGAAAACCUCCUCCUCCAGGAAAACCACCAAUAGUUCCACCUUCUAAAAAAGAUCAGAAGAAAUGGAUGGAUGUAGAAGACGUGAAAGAACUCCUUUGGCGCCGUCAUGCGUAUAAUAAUGCUGUUGUUUCCCUAAGGCGUCUUUAUAAAGAGGAGAUGAAGGCCAAAGAAGCAGAAGGCACGGGGAUUGAAGCACUGAGGAAAAAAGAAGAGAAGGAGUUCAAAAUCUUGUUGAAGAUGAACGAUAAAGCUAACAAGGAGGCGGCAAAGUGGGCAUUUUUGUUUGACAGAUCUGAGUUUGAAUCUAGUUUUGAUAGAGUUAUGAUUUGGGAUUUGUUUGAAUUUUAUCAGUGUUAUAUUAGGCAGCGAGAAGCAAGGGAAAAGGAACAGGCCAUAGAACUUGAAAAACAAAUUCUCGAACACAUCGAGGAGGAGUUAACCGAACAAGCAGAGCUAGCAAAAACAAGGGUUGAAGAAGUUUUAGAAAUGAUAAAAAGAAGUAAAGACUUUGUUACGCGUGAGAACUUGGAUGAGAAACUAAAAGAAGCACUUGAGAAUCCGGUAACUUAUGAUUUUGCUGUGGAUUUACAAGGUCGGAAAAUAUUCAACCCGCUACCAGUAAAGUACCUUGAGGGAAUUCCACCAAGGCAGACCGGUCGCGUUUAUGAUGUUACUUUGAAUAGAAAGGAAGAAGUAGCUAAAUAA
Molecule: messenger RNA, 813 nt
Organism: Enterobius vermicularis (human pinworm)
Lineage: Eukaryota; Metazoa; Nematoda; Chromadorea; Rhabditida; Oxyuridae
Source: the annotation of a GenBank genome assembly